AUUUAAAGUACUAUUUUAAAUCCACCACAAACAAUCUAGUACUGAGAUUAAAAUUACCUAACCAUACUAAACUGAGGAUGGGUGGGAUAAGCAUCCUGUUCAGAAUUAAUCAAGCUACCCCAUUGCGGAAUGGCUUCUCGCAACCAUCUCGACGAUGACGAUGACUUCGGCAGCGAUUUCAGUGGAACCCACAACGGAAGGCGUUCGGGUAAUAAGAGAAGCUUUGGGGAUCUUGAGGACGAUGAGGACGAUCUCUUUAGUUCGAAGAAGGGUAAUUCGAAGGUGGAAGAAACCGCAAUGAUUCUGUCUCUUCGUGAGAGCCUUGCCCGGCACGAUCUUGCGACAUGCCAAGCGGAGCUUUGCUCGGCACUACACGACAAGAAAGCCCACUCCCUUGCCCGGGCCCUUCCCUUUUCUUCCUCGCAUCGUCAUUAUCACACUCUCUGUAACACAAAUCCAUUCCCCAAAAUCUCACUACUAAGUGGAGGAAUUUAGUGAGCAAGCGAGUGAUAGAGAGAGGGGGAGAGCUUGGAGGUAGCUUUCAUGGCUGCAGCUGUGCUGCAAUGAUUCUUUCCCGUUUCUGGCUUCUGGGUUUGCUUUGAAAUCGCCAUUCACAUGCUCCUAGGCUGAUCUACAUUGCGACCUCGGUCUUUGAAUGGAGAUUUCGUAGCCUGUGCACUUAAAACAAAGAGUUGCAACGUCAUGUACUUAGUUAAGGUCAAUCCAAAUUUGCUAAUAAGGUGAGUGUACAUGG
Molecule: messenger RNA, 754 nt
Organism: Linum trigynum
Lineage: Eukaryota; Viridiplantae; Streptophyta; Magnoliopsida; Malpighiales; Linaceae
Source: the annotation of a GenBank genome assembly